Messenger RNA from Pygocentrus nattereri (red-bellied piranha), 3067 nucleotides. Its product is annotated as exosome complex component RRP40. Gene Ontology annotation, biological process: CUT catabolic process; nuclear polyadenylation-dependent rRNA catabolic process; U4 snRNA 3'-end processing. The record is from RefSeq and is a predicted model, not a curated record. Lineage: Eukaryota; Metazoa; Chordata; Actinopteri; Characiformes; Serrasalmidae. Gene Ontology annotation, cellular component: nuclear exosome (RNase complex); cytoplasmic exosome (RNase complex). Gene Ontology annotation, molecular function: RNA binding. The transcript has 4 exons. Bases 99 to 836 code for a protein of 245 amino acids.
CUCUCUGUAAGCUCAGGCGGAGGUCCCGCCGGUGUGUGUUGCUGUCGCGCCGUCCGCCGUUCACGUGGGUAGAGAGAGUGGAGGACUCCGCUCGCGCUAUGGACGCCGUUCACUCCUGUUUUAAAGACAAACUGGGCCAGGCCGUUUUACCCGGAGACGUGUUUUCGUUUGCCGUGUCGGCUGUGGAGGACAGCGCGGUGAGAGCUGAGAAGGUGAUCUGCGGGCCCGGACUGCGGCGGAACGGAGACGAAAUCCUGGUGUGCAAAAGUGGCAUUCUCCGCCAUAAAGCACCAAACCUGUACUGGAUAGACUCGCAGCAGAAACGGUAUGUUCCAGUGAAGGGGGAAAGUGUGAUUGGUAUCGUGACCGCAAAGUCUGGAGACAUCUUUAAAGUGGACGUUGGAAGCAGUGAGCAGGCGUCCUUAUCCUACUUAGCGUUUGAAGGAGCCACCAAGAGGAACAGACCCAAUGUGCAGGUGGGAGAUCUGGUCUACUCACAGUUCAUUAUUGCCAACAAAGAUAUGGAGCCGGAGCUGGUGUGUAUAGACAGCUGUGGACGGGCCAAUGGGAUGGGAGUCUUUGGAGCAGAUGGGCUUCUUUUCAAGGUUUCUCUGGGAUUAGUGCGCAGACUACUUGUUCCUCAGAGCGAGAUAGUGAAGGACCUUGAGAAGAUUUUCCCAUUUGAGAUGGUGGUGGGUAUGAAUGGCAGGGUUUGGGUGAAGGCCAAGACUGUUCAGCAGACACUGAUUGUGGCCAAUCUGCUGGAUAGCUGUGAGAACAUGACCGCUCAGCAGAGGCAGACGCUCUUCAAGAGGGUGGCGGAGGGCUCCCUCUAGUGGAUCUAGUGAUGUUCUCAGGUGUGAUUCUUGAGGGCUGCUCACAGUGCAGCUCUUUACGAUACAAAACUGUUUCUGAGAGACCUUAGCCUGAAUUUACUUCCUCAGGUAUGACUUACAGCAGUGUAUGCAACUCUUCUGAGAGUUAAACAUUCAAGUAGGACUCCGAAAUGGACUGCAGGUCUGUAUUGUUCAUGCUGGGGACCAUAUUCUUUUAGUACUCUAUGAGCAGAGUUUUUCUCUGGGUGUCUUGAAGCAAUAUUUUUGUAUAAUAAAUACAUUUUGGAUUAUAAAGGAUGCACAAGUCUCAAUCAUUAACUGUUUACCUAAUGCCUGUAAGGGAAACCAUGAAAAGCAGACUUGCCACUUGGGGCAGUUUGAUGGGCUCAUAGUUAAAGCAUACAGUAUAGUUAAAGGGGAAGUCCAAUUUUUUUUGUUUGUUUGUUUUUUGCUGAAACCUGUCAGCAAGAUGUAAAGAAUGCUACUUAGACUGGCUUUGAAUGACAAGGUGCAAGAGAAAGGUGUAGACUCAGAGACUCGUCUAUAAAGAAACUCGUAUAUACAGAUAUCUUCUGUAUAGUGGUGUUUAUAGGAGCAACCAAAAACUCAUAUAUACACAAAUAUAGCCAUCUUAUUGACUAUGUAAAACAGCUGCCUAUACGGUCACACGGAAUAGCACAGCAAACAAUACACCACCAUUAGAAAUGCAUUAAUUAAUAUAAUAUGUGUAGUAUGGUAGUAUGUGAUUUUGGACGCAGCAACACAGUGACCAGUUUUUAAGUAAUGUUUGUAAACAUUACUUUCUGCCAGGUCUGUGUCUCAGGACUCAUGUGACAUAUUCAAAAGCAUUUCAUGUAUAAACUUUGUAAUGUAGCUUUUAGAGGCUUUAUCCUCUUCAGACUCUGGUUCCUGUCACCACCACUGUGAACAAGUCUGACUCUAAGUUUCUCUAGAAUGUAGUGUUUUACAUCAGACCACUCAGAAUGACUUUAUUUACAUUUUCUUUAUUUAAAUAUGCAGCAAAAUGAAAAAAAAAUCCAUCACACGAUCACUUGAGACAAAAACCCACUUUGUUCUAGCCCUGAAUGUGGGGGUACUGAAACACCAUACAUACCUGGCUUAGGAAAGAUCAGUGUAUACACGUCUAAGAUCAGUCUUGUACAGAUUUAUAAUCCAUAAUAGAGCAGAUUAGAAGCGUCUCAGACAGAAAACUACAAGGUGAGAAUACAAAACUAUCACACGGCAAAAAGAGCAAGAGAAAUCAUUCCCUCCCCCCUUGAAGCCCAAAUGUUUGGAGUUUUUAAUGAUAAAAAGGAAGUAUGUAUAGAUGUACAUCACUGUUGGAAUAAACCCUUUACUGACCAGUUCUUGAUUAACGAAAUCAAUAGAAAUGGUCUGAAUUGUGUCGCUACACUGACUUACAUUAACAGGAAAGUUACUGUUUCUGAGAUUUUAUUCUGAAAGCUGUUCUCACAGUGAAGGUGUAUUCACUACCAUGCAACACCUGAGGUUACAAAGCAUUUGUUGGAGCCAUUGAAAAACAAGAAAUGUAUAUAUUUACAGAUACAUUUUGCUGUGAAUAAUGCCAGAAUGCCUGAAAAGACUAAAGGGUCAAGAGAUGUUCUGAUAAAAAUCCAUAAUGUUGUAAAUUUGCUAGGUGUGGUCCAAUUUAGUCAGAUUUGCAGGGAAUUGGUUAAGUAGGUAUAGUGACAUAGAUACAGUAAAUUACUUUAAUACUUAUAUCAUUUUUUCUUUGGACAAUUAAAUAAAAUGUCUGAAAUGCCUAUUGGUGUUGUAUGCUGUUAUGUUUAAUCUUUUUCCAAUGCGUUAUACUCAGAAAAUACAUGGAAAUUGUGCACCAAAAUGGGCAGAAAAUGCCAUAUUUCGGUUUGUUUCCUAUAAAAGAUGUGUACUCAUUUUCACUAAAUUUGUAAUUUGACAAGGGCUGUUCAACAUUAUGCAUAAACAUACAUGGGAAGUUAUUGAAUAAAGAAUAAAACUGUUGAUGACAUUUGACCACUAGCGCAUAAUACAUUAUUUUUUUUUAUUCUAUUUUCCAAGAAUUGAUGUUCAUUUUUACAAUUAUUGCUUUUUUUAGUGUAUUUAAAUUCACACUUUUCCUGUUUAUCGCCUAUUUAAUGAUAUUGCUACACCAUGGGGUCUGAGGGGGUUCAGUACACUGUGUGUCCUGUACAUAUUGUAGUACUGAGAAUAAAGCUGACUUGACUUGA